Paramecium tetraurelia is the source of this 183-nucleotide messenger RNA. RefSeq lists its product as uncharacterized. Gene Ontology annotation, molecular function: structural constituent of ribosome. The record is from RefSeq and is a predicted model, not a curated record. Gene Ontology annotation, biological process: translation. The transcript is spliced from 2 exons. NCBI's taxonomy places the organism in Eukaryota, Ciliophora, Oligohymenophorea, Peniculida, Parameciidae. Gene Ontology annotation, cellular component: large ribosomal subunit; ribosome. Bases 1 to 183 code for a protein of 60 amino acids.
AUGGGCAAAAAGACAACAUUACUCUUUAAGUUAGUGAGUUCAGCUGGCACAGGGUUUUAUUAUUAUGGAGAGAAGAGCACAAAGAAAGUGGGCUCUAAAUUGAUUUUAAGAAAGUAUGAUCCAAUGGUCAACCAAUAUGUUAUCUUCACAGAGUCUAAAUUAGCAUCAGGAAAGAAAAAGUGA